Messenger RNA from Aureobasidium melanogenum CBS 110374, 792 nucleotides. RefSeq lists its product as uncharacterized. NCBI's taxonomy places the organism in Eukaryota, Fungi, Ascomycota, Dothideomycetes, Dothideales, Saccotheciaceae. The annotation marks the transcript as partial. The transcript has 2 exons. The record is from RefSeq and is a predicted model, not a curated record.
AUGCUGGUCAUGGGCGUCUUCUUCCUCAUCGUUUCAUGGAUCUCGUUUGCACUCCGAGUCUAUGUCCGAGCGUUCCUCAUACGCUCCUUCGGGAAGGACGAUUGGAUGAUGCUGAUUACUGUUUGCUUGUUCACAAUAUGUUGCAGUCUGCUGAUAGCCAUCGAACAUGUCGAACAAACCAGCAGACCGCAAAGAGUACUGGAAGAAGGUAUACACGCUCAACUGGAUCUACUUAAUGAUCUUAUGAAGUAUAUCAUCUCCCUAAUGGGCUUGUACAUCCUCACCACUGUCACAUUGAAAAUUAGUCUGGCCAUCUUCUUCCUCAGAAUUGUUGUCCGACCUUGGCAACGAAAGGUCAUCUACGCUGUCACAGUGAUCUACGCAAUCUAUGCUACAGCUUUCGCCUUCGUCGCCGUCUUUCAGUGCGGUAUACCGACCAAUUUCUUGAUCAAGGAAGCCACCGGGGUCUGUAUUAGAGACGACAUACUUCAACCCCUCAACUACCUCCACUCGCUCCUAAACGCCAUCAGCGAUUGGACAUUCGCAUGUCUUCCAGUGUUCGUGCUCUGGAAUGCCAAAAUACCACGCUCCGCCAAGAUAUCAUCCGGUCUCCUGCUCAGCCUUGGAGCAAUCGGCAGCAUCAUCUCUCUCGUCCGCAUCGCAUACAUCCCAGGUUUGAAGAGCGGCCCUGCUUUCUUCACAAGCGCGAUCAAUAUCGGUGUUUUGUCCUUGACAGAACCUGGGCUGGGUAUGGUUGCAGCAUGUCUGGCAACACUCCGACCACUGUUCAAG